GUCGGUGGGGGCGGAAGUCGUUAAGUGACGGACUCGGUCGGUGGGGCGCGGGGGAAGACAUUAAGUGAGGGGCAACGGGCCAUGGAGGCUCUGCUGGGCGAGCGGCGCCGCGACUGGCCGCAGGACACGGUCGGCUACCGGCUUUAUGAGGUUCCUCAGCCCGAGCCCGAGCCCGAUCCCGGGGCCCGGUUGGUGCGGCAGCUGGAGGGGGUCGUCAGCAGCCUGGCCCCGCUCUGCGCCGGCUACAUCUGGCACAGUGAGGCCUUCAGGCUGCAAUACUCGCCGGCCCACGGAGAUGUUCCUGCUCACAUUGGUGGUGUCACAAACUUUGGGGAUAAUGUGGAUGACGAAUGGUUGAUUGUCUACCUCAUUCAACAAAUCACGAAGGAGUUCCCAAACUUAGCAGCAAGUGUUGACGAUAAUGAUGGGGACUUCUUGUUAAUUGAAGCUGCUGAGCACCUGCCCAAAUGGUUGACCCCUGACACUAGUGAAAACCGGGUUUUUUUUUAUCGUGGAGAGUUGCAUAUCAUCCCAAUCCCUCAGAACCCAGGGGAACUCUCUUGGUUACCAGCUAGCAGUCCCACCAUCUCUCAAGCGCUCGGUCUACUCAACUCUCAUUCUGACAAAUGUCUGGCAGCAGAACCCAUUCGCAAAGCCAUAAGGAGACGCAUUCAGAGUUAUCCAGAGAAGAUUUAUGCUGAUCAACAUCGAGCUUACUGCUAUGUCCCAGCAGGUAUUGCUGCGGUGCUGAAACGUCGUCCUGAUCUGUUGGCACCUGCCGUCCAAGCUUUCUAUCUUCGUGAUCCUAUUGACCUGCGUGCUUGCCGUCCCUUUAAGUUCUUUCUCCCAGAGACCCGUGUGAUGACUCUGGUGACAUUUACAAAAUGCUUAUACGCCCAAUUACAGCAGCAGCAGUUCACACCGGACAGGCGGAGUGGUUAUACACUUCCUGCACGAUCCGACCAGCAUUUCAGAGCACAUGCACUGGGUAUGAAGCUGGCCCACGGCUUUGAAAUUCUCUGUUCGAAAUGUUCGCAGCACUUCCCUAGUUCCAAAACACACAGCAAUGUUUCCAGUGACCCACUCUGGAAAGGCUUUAUAAGCAGUCUAAAGAAGAACGACUAUUUCAGGGGAGAGCUGGAGGGUUCUGCACGCUACAAAGACUUACUUCAAACGGCAGAGAUUUACUUCCAACACUCUGUUUCCAGCCCCAGAAGUUCACCUGCCUUAAGCCCAGGGGAGCAGGUCCUGCAGCUUUUGCAAUCUCUGUCCUACAGUGUGGAAGAACUACAGAAAGAAGGGGACAGCCUCCCUCCAGAGGAUGAUGACAGCUGGUUGGAUAUUUCACCUGAACAGCUGGAUCAGAUGCUGGAGGAAGCUUCUGGAAGGAAACUGUUAAAUUCCACCAGACAGGAGGAGGAACUGGAUUAUGAUCUUGAUGAUGUCACAAAGAGUAUGAAGGCAUUUGUCUCAAAAAUGUCCUCUCACGAAGGUGCAGAGAUACCACGAUCUUCUGCUACCGGCCAAGUUGAAUUUGAUGUGAAUUCCUUCACUGGGGCUUUGGAAAGGAUCCUAGGGGUAGAAUCAGAUGAGUUGGACUCUGAUGAUCUUGAUGAGGAAGAAGAUUACAAUUUGUUGGACAGUGAUGCAGAGUCUGACUCAAAAGAGGUUAAAUCUGAGGAGGAUAUGUCAGCCACAGAGACUCUUGAGAAUAUCCGAGAGUACAUGAAGCAAAUGGAUCAGGAACUGGCAGGAACCCAAAUUGGCAAAAGCUUUACUAAAGUCACUGAUGAGGCUGGCUCAGACAGACUUGAUGUAUCUGAGGAAGCAGAGGGUGAAUCAGCAGAAGGGAACUUGAAUGUUCUGCCUGUGGAUGUGGACUUGAACCUGGUGGAGAACCUAUUGGAAUCAUACAGCUCACAAGCUGGCUUAGCUGGGCCUGCCUCUAACAUCUUACAGAGUAUGGGGAUCCGACUACCAGAUAACCAGGACAGGUGAAAGCUGCUGUGCUGCCCCUGCAACACAGCCAUUUUGGAGCCUGCUUUCUGAUUCUUUAUCGCUGCUGCAAUACUACCGUUUCAUAAUGGCUGACAGUCGAGCAGCCUUUAAGGCUUACAGAACAGUCAAGAUUUACCAAUGAACUGAAAAGCUCAAAUUCUUUGAAAUUGGAAACUAUGGAUUAAUGCUAGAAAGUAUGAGAGAAUGCGUGCCUUUAAAAAUAAAGUUUUGUAGAAACUAUUUUUGUAAUUGUAAAUAAAUACAAUGUCAACUUGGCAAAUGAUGAAA
Messenger RNA from Hemiscyllium ocellatum (epaulette shark), 2286 nucleotides. It is a transcript of the gene ecd, whose product is annotated as ecdysoneless homolog (Drosophila). Lineage: Eukaryota; Metazoa; Chordata; Chondrichthyes; Orectolobiformes; Hemiscylliidae. Gene Ontology annotation, cellular component: nucleus. The coding region runs from base 82 to 1998 and encodes 638 amino acids. The record is from RefSeq and is a predicted model, not a curated record. The transcript has 13 exons.